Molecule: messenger RNA, 5791 nt
Organism: Periophthalmus magnuspinnatus
Lineage: Eukaryota; Metazoa; Chordata; Actinopteri; Gobiiformes; Gobiidae
Gene: snx30
Product: sorting nexin family member 30
Exons: 9
Coding region: 197-1513 (438 amino acids)
Molecular function (GO): phosphatidylinositol binding
Source: RefSeq, a predicted model, not a curated record
GGUUUGUUGAGAUUAACUUCCGGAGUGGCGUUGUGUUUGUCAGCUGACAGUUCGAAACAGCGCUGUAGCAUCUCCAUAGACCAAACCCUGAAAACCAAGAAAACGCCUUCUUCUGUCCGCGAUCAGCUCUUCAGCCGCGGAAAGACGGACAGUCGUCGCCCCUGCUCCCGACACUCGUCUUCCCGCCAGACGCACCAUGAGUGUCGGUGCUCCGAAGGGCCUGGCCAGCUCAGGGCAGAAACCCAUCACGGAGAUCACCCACCCGCUGUCCGCCGCUGACGAGCCGCUCUCCCCGGGGCCAGAAGUCAUCGUGAACGCUGGCGGGGACAAGGAUGCCGGGUUGACCAAUGGUACGCCAGUAGAGACAUCAAGCCCCGCCUCCGUGUCUUCACUGUUCAAUCGGCUCCAGUUGGACGAUGAGCUGGACGGGGACACCUCCUCAGAAACCAAGGACCUUUUUGUGACGGUGGACGACCCAAAGAAGCACGUGUCCACCAUGGAAACCUACAUCACCUACAGAGUCUCCACCAAGACGACGAGGAUAGAGUUUGACCUGCCAGAGUACAGUGUGAGGCGGCGCUACCAGGACUUCGACUGGCUUCGAAUCAAGCUGGACGACAGCCAACCCACGCACUUGGUCCCUCCGCUGCCAGAGAAGUUUGUCAUGAAGGGUGUGGUGGACCGCUUCUCGGAAGAAUUUGUGGAGACCAGAAUGAAAGCUCUGGACAAGUUCCUCAAGAGAGUGGCUGACCAUCCUGUCCUCUCAUUCAACCCACAUUUUAAUGCUUUCCUCACUGCAAAGGACUUGAACAAGCGUCAGGGUCUGGCUCUGUUGACCAAAGUAGGUGAGUCGGUGAAGUAUGUGGCCAGCGGGUACAAGCUGAGGGCACGCCCGGCAGAGUACACGGCCAUGGUGGAGUACCUGGACACCUUCAGUGGGAAACUGGGAACUAUGGACCGCAUCGCACAGAGGAUAUUAAAGGAGCAGUCAGAGUACCUAACAGAGCUCCGGGAGUAUGGUUCAGUAUACAGCAGCUGGGCAGCAUUGGAGGAGGAGCUGCAGCGCCCUCUGGAGGGAGUGGCAGGGAGUGUGUCUACAUGCUGCAGAGCCAUGGAGGACCUUAGUGAAAAUAUGAGCCAGGACUUCCUCCCUGUUCUCAGAGAAUACGUCCUCUACAUAGAAUCCAUGAAGAAUGUUCUAAGGAAAAGAGACCAGUGCCAAGCAGAGUACGAAGGUCGACUUGAGGCAGCUAUUUUACGGAGACAAGAGGAUAGAACGCCUGUUCCAGCCGAGGUGGAGAAAUGCCAGGACAAAGUGGAGUGUUUUAAUGCAGACCUGAAGGCAGACUGGGAACGCUGGCAGAGGAACAAGAGACAGGACUUUAAACAGCUCCUUACAGGCAUGGCCGACAAAAACAUCAGCUACUACGAGAAGUGCCAGUCUGCGUGGGAGUCUCUCAUCACAGUUCUCCAGGACAAACAGACUGAGGACAAAACCAGUGAGACAAACUGAACUUUUGCAUACCACCCCCUCUGUCUCUCCUCCCUGUGCAUUACUCUGUCUCAUGCCAAGGAAAAGGACCCAUCGAGUGACGUCUUGAACCCCUGUCUUUGUGUCUAAUAAAGGGACACCACUAGACAGUGAAGCAGGUAACAGACAAGUUCACAAACAGCAGGGACAAUGAACACACCUACUAUGUACAGACAUGUUUUCUUACAAUUAUUCUAAAUGUGUGAUUUUACGGUUGCCAACACCACUUGUCAUUUACAGGGCUUUCAGAGACGCGGACGCCAUGUUGGAUCUGCUCUUUCUAUAUUCUCAUUAUUAAAAGAGAAGCAUUACAAAUUAAUAAACUUUCUUUUUUCAGAUCUCAUCUCUUAAUUACUUGAAUUAGAGUUUGAAUUACCAAAUUCUCACUUAAAGGUCCUAUAUUUCACAAAAUUCGAAUGCUGUUGAAUCAUCUAAAACACACCUGGAAUGUUUCAUUCACACAUAUUUAAGUAACCCUUUAUUAUAAAUCUGUCUGUAAGCCCAAAAUGCUCUUUUCCACUUUGUGAUAUCAUGAAGCGAUAGUUUUCAAGUUAACGGCUACUUUUUACCUUUUGUUCAGUAGAGAUUGGCUAUUCCAGGGGUGAAAUGAACCAAAUGUGUAGUGAAGGUGUGUGGAGUUCAAAAACACAGUGGAGCAUGUCAUGUAUUAUCAUGACAUCACAAGGUGGAACUGAGUGUUUUUUUGUUUGAGAGAAGAACUCAGCCUAAAUAUGUGGGAUAUGUGAGUUAAACAUGUGUGAAUGAGACAAAACACAGCUCCAGGCAUAUUUUUGAUGAGACAACAACAUUAUAACAUAGAUCAGAAAAUGGCGCACUAUGAGGCCUUUAAUUAUUUUAGAUGUUCAUCAUGGUACUUGAUUUCAUAUGUAAGGUGGCCUGAUUUCUGUUUUGUUUUUAGUCUUUUUUAAUUUUUAUAUUCUGAUCCAUUUAUUUGGGAGAUGCCACUUUAAAGGGUCUGUUAUGCUUUUUCAAUCUUGUACAUCUUACAGGUUUAUACAGACUUUUUUUUUUAUUACGUCCCUAACUCUCUUGUCCUCCUUGUCUAGUUCAAAUAGCCCUAUUUCAAAAAGGACUGAAAGAAUGUACUGUUGACUAAACUGACUGCAAUUGGAUAGACAUAUGAAACUAGUUGGAAUAGUUCCAAUAGUACAUUCAUAUAACACGAAAAAUUUCACAUCACCCAAAGCAGGUUAAAAGAGUGAAUGCAAAUUAAUAAAGGUCUGGCUGGCCGGACUACUUAUGGUAAAUUUAAACAUAUUAAAAAUCGAAUAUGUGUUUUAGAUUCACCAAGAGUUCAAAGCACACACAAACAAUACAUUUUAUUCGUUUCUUCACUAUUAAAAGGGAUUUGCCAACAUAAGCAACCAGUUAGAGAAGUAAGUGUACCAAGGAAGUUUUACAUCCCUAAAUUCUAACACGUAUGAACAAUGCCUCUUCAGUAUGACCCAAUCUCUCCUGUUACAAACUCAACUGAAAAUUCAUUCAGGAAGUAUCACUGGCGAAUUCCCCCUUGCUUACACUAUGUUGCCUUAAAACAGAAGACCCCUUUGAUAAUGUGUAAUCUUAGUUUCAACAUCUCUGUUUGCAGUAUGAGGUCAUUUCUGCGUUCUGCUUGUUUUUGAACCAGAAUAACUAUAUCAAUGCUUAUCUGCGACAGUAUUUUUUGAAAUAUCUUCUUUUUUUUUUUUUUUUUGGUAAUUUUUAUGUUUCAUACUAAAAAAAAUGUGACAACAGGGAAAACAAGGGAAGGACCAUAAGCACAUGUAUGAAUUGAUACAACACACUUUCCAUAUUUUAAUAAUUGCCUUCAGUAAUUCUUACAAGCUUUUAGACAUUUACUACAUUUUCAUCUAGGUUCAAGCGUGUCAUUUGUGCACAAGUGGUGCUAAUUAUUUGUUUACCAGCAUUGCUUCUUUGCUAAAGACUAAAGUCUGUGUUGUAGCAUCUAUAGGCCAGUCUGUGAUUUGAUUUUAUAUUCUAUAUUCAGUCAGUGUCUUUCUCCUAUAAAAUGUGUGUGUUUUAAUAUAUAUAAUUUUCUAAUGAUUCAAACAUUUUGCAUCUAUGGUUUACCUGUAACAUGAGGCAUAAUUGCUGAUUGAAAACUCGCAUUGAACUGGUAAAGGUUCGAAAAGCUCUGCUUAGAAAUUGCAGUGUACUUAAUGGUUAAAUAAUGUUUUUUAAAGGUACACUAUGGAACUUUUCUGGUGGGGAUCCGCUGAUUCUUGACCCUAUGGAGAAUGUUCCACAGUAUGGCAUUAAAGGUCCUAUAUUACACAAAACUGACUCUUGGAAGUUUUUAGCCACGUUAGAAUGUUGUUGCAAACCUCAAAAAUAUACCUAGAGUUGUGUUUUGUUUCAUUCACACGUUUGAGUAAUUUAGAAUUAUUAGACUGUCUACAACAACAAAGUACAAAAUGCUCUGUUCCACCUUGUGAUGUCAUGUAAUGGUAGUUUUCAAGUUAACAGCUACAUUUCACCUUUUGUUCAGAAGAGAUCCUCUAUUCCGGUAAUGAAAUUAUCCAAAUGAUUCUUGUGAAGGUGUGUAGAAUUUAAAAACACAGUGGAGCUGUAUUAUCACAUGACAUCACAUGGUGGAACAGAGUGUUUUCUGUUUGAGAGAAGGACCUAAAUAUACAGGGUGUGUGUUAAAUAUGUGUCAAUGAAACAAAAAAAAAAUCCAGGUAUGUUUUUGAUGAGGAAACAUAACAGAUCAGAAAAUAGUGUAAUAUGGGCUCUUUAAACUACCUCGCAUGUAUUUCAUUAUGGCUGUUUUUAUAACUCAAAAAUACCUGGAAAACAUGUGAGCGAGGUCGCCUUGUCAUGUCACCUACUAUGGAGUUGUGGAGUAUAGAUUAAAGGCUAUUCUUUGGAACAUUCAAAGCAAAGCAGUAACAUUGAGACAAAUGGGUGGUUUACCACCAGAAAUGUUACGUAGUGCACCUUUAACCUUUAAUGUGUUGUCAUAAGAAUGUAUCUCUUAGCAUUACAGUUGUGUCAAAAUGUUUGUCUUCGCCUUAUUAUGGGCAAACAACAAAAGCCGGGCAAAAAAUGUACAUCCCUGUGAGCACAAAUGAGCUAAUUUAAAUCAGUUUAAUAAUUAGAAUAAUAAUUGUAUUACCAUAAAUAAAUCUCUAGCCCCUUGUAAAGAUGUAGCUGCUUAUGUUGAACCUAAAUAUUUUCUGUGAACAUUUAAUUUCCGUAAGUAACCAUUUACUACUACCCAUUAACUAUUCAAAACCCAAAUUUCAAAUGUUUAAAAUAAUAUGUGCAUAUAUCAAAACUAAAGUAAAUAUAUUUGAGUGAAUUACUAGUAGUUACUAUUUAAUUUUCAAAGUCACUUUUUCCUAAAUAUAACAGAUUGACCAUUUUAAGUUGUCAAUGAAAUAAAAACAAUAUCAAUUUGAAAAGGAAAUUAUUUUUGUAAAAUACUUAAAACUGACUUGGCUCUUAUUUACUUUUGUAAUACGUUGUACUGUGAAUAAACAAAUAAUAAUAAGUAAAACUAAGGUCUUUCCACUGAACUAUACUGAUCCAGUGGAGUGUCAAUACGACGUUCUUUGUUCAAUAAUAUAACCAUACAAGCCAGUUUAUUUUUGUAUAGAAAUUAAAGUUGGGUUUUGUCUCAGCAUCUGGCAUACUUACACAAGGCGAAGAAGGAUUUGCACUAUGAUGUAAUGUAAAUAUGGAAUAACCAAAUUUAAAUAAACGCAAUAUAGUCUGACUUUUCCUCUCCAGGUGCUGAGAGGAACUCCACUAUAGUUUUUGAAGUUUGUAUUAUGUACUCUUACCCAUAGCCAUUGUAAAGCCCAUGUGAUACUGUGUGCCUGCUGAUUUCCUGUUGCACUAAAUGUAGCUGACACCUUCUCUAAAAACCAGGUCUGAGUCUGACAGAUAAACAGAUUCAAGUGGUAUUGAGCUGGGAAGUUUUUUAAUGUUGACACUUUUUUAAGCCAAAUGUCCCCGGUUUCCUUCCGUCUUCCUCUUAAUGGAUUUUUAAUACAGGUUAAACCCAGCCAAUCAGAGUUCAAAGUCACAUGACCUAAACGAGCUCAGUCAAGCUUAUGUCCUUUCCGCCUCCUCUCAGUGUGCACUGUUUACGUUUCUGUCCUGUACAUUUGGAUGUUCAUAACAUCGUGUUGUAAUUAUGAAUAAGCUUGUAUAUUGUUUUGAUGCAAUUACCUCAAAUGAUUUUGAAAUAUAUCGGACCAAUAAUAAAUCAAUGAAUGCAUUUGAUACUCA